AGCUUCAGCUGAAGAUACAGAAAUAAAACGAGGAAAGAAAAUUUAUUCAUGUAGUAUCAUCUGAACUUUCAACUUCCAAUAUUUUUCUUCGCUUCUUCGUUUUUGUGUGUUUUCAGUUGAUGACCUCAAUAACAGCGCCAUCUUCCUAAUAUCUUGAUUAAACAAAACCGUUUUAAAUUUAUAUAUUCUCCCUUCACCCUGUUUCUCAACACUUUCUCUUUUCAAGACUAAAUCUUACAUGCUUACAUAUAUAUAUAUAUCCUUACAUAUUUGUAUCUUUAAUGUAGUGUUUUCCUUUGUCCAAAGCUAUCUAUUUCUUCUUCUUCUCCUUCUCUCUCUCUCUCUCCUUAAAGUCUAAACCUUUAUUCACUUUCUGCCUGGGGAAAAUAUUCUAUUAUUUAUUUCUUUUAUUUGUUCAUUUUCUGGGACUUUGAGUUAAACAGCAACAACCAGGCUUUAUCUGCGUUGGUCUUUUUUUUUUUUUUUGUAAACUGGGAUCCUCUGCUUUAUUUUAUAUAAAUUUUCUUCUUCUUCUUAUAGUUGAAUGCAUAUGUACAAACAUACCGUACAUACACUGUUAGGGUGAAAUUAAGAUCAAAGGGGCACAUAUUAGGGGGGGGGGUGAAGAAAUUAAAGCUGCAUAAAGUUAAUUAAUUAAUUUGUAGCUAAAGAGAGAAACAAGGAAAAUGAGUGGUGGUAGGAGGAGAAAGGUGUUGAUGAGCAGGAUCUAUGGGGUUGCAUGUGGUAAAGCAUCAUUCAAGGAAGACCACUCCCAGAUUGGGGGGCCGGGAUUUUCCAGGAUUGUUUAUUGUAAUGAACCAAAUUCCUUGGAGGCGGGAACCCGUAAUUACUCUGAUAAUUAUGUCAGUACUACCAAGUAUACCGUUGCUACAUUCUUGCCCAAGUCCUUGUUCGAGCAAUUCAGGAGGGUCGCCAACUUCUUCUUUUUGGUCACUGGUAUUCUUUCCUUCACUGCUAUUGCUCCUUAUUCCGCUCUUAGUGCUAUCGUCCCUCUCAUCAUCGUUAUUGGCGCUACUAUGAUCAAAGAAGGUGUUGAGGAUUGGCGCCGACAACAGCAGGAUAUAGAGGUGAACAACAGAAAGGUAAAAGUUCAUCAAGGUGAUGGCAACUUUCAUCAUACUGAAUGGAAGAAUCUUAGAGUGGGAGAUAUUGUAAAGGUGGAGAAAGAUGAAUUCUUUCCAACAGACCUCAUCUUGCUUGCAUCCAGUUACGAGGAUGCAGUCUGUUAUGUUGAGACCAUGAACCUUGAUGGAGAAACAAAUUUGAAACUCAAACAAGCACUAGAGGUAACUUCAUCCUUACAUAAUGACUAUAACUUUCGGGACUUUAAAGCUAUUGUUAAAUGUGAGGACCCAAAUGCAAAUUUGUACUCAUUUGUUGGAACCAUGGAGUUUGAAGAGCAGCAACAUCCCCUUUCUCCUCAACAACUUCUCCUUCGAGACUCAAAACUCCGAAAUACAGAUUACAUAUAUGGGGCGGUUGUCUUCACUGGUCAUGACACGAAGGUCAUGCAAAAUGCUACAGACCCUCCUUCUAAGAGAAGCAAAAUUGAGAAGACAAUGGAUCGCGUUAUCUACUUAAUGUUUUUUAUCGUUUUUAUAAUGGGAUUUGUUGGUUCUAUUUUCUUUGGGAUUGCAACUGAAAAUGACUAUGAAGGUGGGAGGAUUAAAAGGAGAUGGUAUCUUAGACCUGAUAAUGCCGAAAUUUUUUUUGAUCCUGAAAGGGCCCCAGUUGCAGCAAUUUAUCACUUCCUAACGGCUCUUCUUCUGUAUAGCUACUUCAUCCCAAUCUCCUUGUAUGUGUCAAUAGAAAUUGUUAAAGUUCUUCAGAGCAUCUUCAUCAAUCAAGAUAGUCACAUGUAUUAUGAGGAGGCUGACAAACCAGCACAUGCCCGUACCUCUAAUUUGAAUGAAGAGCUUGGCCAAGUCGACACAAUACUUUCUGAUAAGACGGGAACACUAACUUGUAAUUCAAUGGAGUUCAUCAAGUGUUCUAUUGCUGGUACAGCUUAUGGCCGUGGUGUUACAGAGGUUGAGAGGGCUAUUUAUAGAAAGAAAGGUUCACCUGUGGUCCAUGAACCAAAUGGUCUCAACCAUAUUGAGGAUUCUGCUGAUGUAAACCCAGCCAUUAAAGGUUUUAACUUUAAGGAUGAAAGGAUCAUGAAUGGUAAUUGGGUUAAUGAGCCUCGUGCAGAUGUCAUCCAGAAGUUUUUCCGUCUGUUAGCAAUCUGUCAUACUGCAAUACCUGAAGUGGAUGAAGAGAAUGGAAAUAUUUCAUAUGAGGCGGAAUCACCUGAUGAAGCAGCAUUUGUGAUUGCAGCAAGAGUACUAGGUUUUGAAUUCCACAAUAGGACACAAACAAGCAUCUCCUUACAUGAGUUGGAUCCUGUCUCUGGAAAGAGAGUUAACAGGUUAUAUAAACUUUUGAACGUUCUAGAGUUUGACAGCUCCAGAAAACGGAUGUCUGUAAUUGUGAGAGAUGAAGAGGGAAAACUUCUUCUACUCUGCAAAGGUGCUGACAGUGUCAUGUUUGAAAGACUGGCCAAGGGUGGUCGUGACUUUGAAGAGGAUACUAGAGAGCACAUGAAUGAGUAUGCUGAUGCAGGCCUGAGGACCCUAGUCCUAGCAUAUCGUGAACUUUCAGAAAAUGAAUACGAGGUGUUUAAUGAGAAAAUGACUGAGGCAAAAAACUCAGUUAGUGCAGAUCGCGAAACCUUAAUUGAUGGAGUUGCAGAAAUGAUUGAAAGGGAUCUAAUUCUCUUAGGGGCUACGGCUGUUGAGGACAAACUCCAAAAUGGGGUCCCUGACUGCAUUGACAAACUUGCUCAAGCUGGGAUUAAGCUAUGGGUAUUGACUGGAGACAAGAUGGAGACAGCCAUCAAUAUUGGUUAUGCGUGUAGUUUGCUUAGACAAGGAAUGAAGCAGAUUAUAAUUAAUUUAGACACUCCAGAAAUCCAGUCAUUAGAGAAAACUGGUGAUAAGGAUGCCGUCAUCAAGGCGUCAAGAAAAAGUGUUAUGGAGCAGAUAGUUUCAGGAAAGUCUCAGGUGUCUGCAUUGAGUGCAAUAUCCGAGGCUUUUGCCUUAAUCAUUGAUGGGAAAUCCCUCGCUUAUGCUCUAGAGGAUGAUAUGAAGAAUAUUUUUCUAGAGCUUGCUAUUGGUUGUGCAUCUGUAAUUUGCUGCCGCUCUUCACCAAAACAAAAGGCAUUGGUUACAAGACUGGUAAAACUAGGAACUGGUAAAACAACGUUAGCCAUCGGUGAUGGCGCUAAUGAUGUGGGAAUGCUUCAAGAAGCAGAUAUUGGAAUUGGAAUCAGUGGUGUGGAAGGAAUGCAGGCAGUUAUGUCAAGUGAUGUCGCAAUUGCUCAGUUCCGAUAUUUGGAGCGCUUGCUACUUGUUCAUGGACAUUGGUGUUACAGGAGAAUUUCUUCAAUGAUAUGCUACUUUUUCUACAAGAAUAUUGCAUUUGGUUUCACAAUCUUCCUAUACGAGGCGUACACAUCGUUUUCAGCUCAACCUGCCUACAACGAUUGGUAUUUGACACUCUUUAACGUCUUCUUCUCAUCGCUUCCAGUAAUUGCUAUGGGAGUUUUUGACCAGGACGUAUCUGCACGGUUUUGUCUCAAGUUUCCUCUGUUAUACCAAGAAGGAGUGCAGAAUGUUCUCUUCAGCUGGCGGCGCAUAGUCAGCUGGAUGUUUAACGGGUUUUACAGUGCCAUAAUCAUCUUUUUCUUCUGCUCGAGAGCAUUGGAGCAGCAGGCCUUCAAUGAUGAGGGUAAAACUGCUAGUAAAGACAUUUUAGGGGGAACAAUGUACACAUGCAUUGUGUGGGUUGUGAACCUGCAGAUGGCCCUUUCAAUUAGUUACUUCACCUUGAUACAACAUAUUGUCAUCUGGGGUACCAUUGCAUUCUGGUACGUGUUCCAAUUGGCGUAUGGUGCCUUGCCUGCUAGUUUUUCCACUGAUGCCUACAGAGUGUUCGUUGAAGCUCUUGCCCCAGCUCCUUCAUACUGGUUCAUUACACUUUUUGUUGUCAUUGCGACCCUCACUCCAUACUUCUUGUACUCUGCUAUUCAGAUGCGCUUCUUUCCCAUGUAUCACGAAAUGAUACAGUGGAUAAGACAUGAGGGGCUAUCCGAUGAUCCACUCUACUGUGAAAUGGUGCGCCAAAGAUCCAUCCGCCCAACAACUGUGGGCUUCACUGCUCGGCGAGCAGCAAGCCGAAGACAAUAAGAUUAUGGAUGAGGUUAUAAGUAUUUAUCAGCUGAAUGGUUGAUUCCUGUGGAUGCUCCAAAUCUGCCUGCAUUAUAUGUAAACAUCACUACACAGCUGGGGAGACCCAUGUACAGAUUCAGUAUUUGCAUGGCAGAAUUUUACAGAGAGACAAUGCGAGCAUCCUGAUGUUGUAAAUCUUCAUUCUUUACGGUGAUCUUUGUUUUGUACCAUAAAUAAUUCCUUUUUUCGGGAGAUUUGUAACUAGUGCAGAUGUUAGAAUACUAGUUUAGGUUCUAGUUUUACAAAUAUUGCUACAGUUUCAGCUUCAUUUUUUUAUUUUUUUUCUCUGUUUAAUAAAAUAGAUUCUUUUUUUUUUGUCAUUAAA
This is a messenger RNA of Gossypium raimondii (Peruvian cotton), 4617 nucleotides long. Its product is annotated as putative phospholipid-transporting ATPase 9. Gene Ontology annotation, cellular component: plasma membrane. Bases 687 to 4250 code for a protein of 1187 amino acids. Gene Ontology annotation, biological process: phospholipid translocation. The record is from RefSeq and is a predicted model, not a curated record. Gene Ontology annotation, molecular function: ATPase-coupled intramembrane lipid carrier activity; ATP binding; ATP hydrolysis activity. Lineage: Eukaryota; Viridiplantae; Streptophyta; Magnoliopsida; Malvales; Malvaceae. The transcript is spliced from 11 exons.